CGCAGAGCGACCGAGCUGCCUUUUUAACGACACGAUCCAGACACCAGGAAUAAAACAUGAUCAAGAAAAUGUCUCCAUCCGACAGCGACUUUGACAUCCCAGCUAAGAACUGCUACAGGAUGGUGAUUUUAGGCUCCACGAAAGUUGGGAAAACGGCCAUCGUGUCCCGGUUCCUGAAUGGGAGAUUUGAGGAACAGUACACGCCGACCAUCGAGGACUUUCACAGGAAACUGUACAACAUCAAGGGGGACGUUUACCAGCUGGACAUACUAGAUACAUCAGGGAAUCACCCCUUCCCUGCCAUGAGGAGGCUUUCCAUACUCACAGGUGACGUGUUCAUUCUGGUCUUCAGUUUGGACAACCGCGAGUCCUUCCAGGAGGUGCAGCGGCUCAAGAAGCAGAUCUAUGAAACCAAGUCAUGCCUGAAAAACAAAAUCAAGGAGAACAUUGAUGUGCCUCUGGUGAUCUGCGGAAACAAGGGCGAUCGGGAGUUUCACAGAGAGGUGCAGCAGGAGGAGAUCGAGCAGCUGGUGGCCGGUGAUGAGAAGUGCGCCUACUUCGAGAUCUCGGCCAAGCGCAACGAGAACAUUGACAAGAUGUUUCAGACUCUGUUUACGUUGGCCAAGCUACCUCACGAGAUGAGCCCUGACCUGCACAGGAAGGUGUCCGUGCAGUACUGCGACAUGCUGCACAGGAAGUCCCUGAAGCACAAGAAGAUGAAGGACAUCGGGGAAGCGUAUGGCGUGGUGACUCCGUGCGCGCGGAGACCGAGCGUCCACAGCGACCUAAUGUACAUCAAAGAGAAAGCAAUCGGAGGCGGGCACGGAAAGGACAAAGAGAGGUGCGUGAUUAGUUAAAGGGAAACACGAGGCUCAGACUUGAGACGCAAAAAGAAGUCUUUUAAAGAAAGAAAGAGCCUGGCGCGUGCAGAGCUGCCUGCUGCUGUUCUGACGUAGAACGGAGCUUUGAAAGCGCCGCCGCUGCCGCGAGCCUUGGCGCCGCACCGUUUCCACGGACACUGACCGGACGCCAAAGUCCGCUUCAAAACUCCACUGCCCACGAGACGCAUAAGAAUGUUCGCUUGUCCUAUCAGUAAGAGCCGUAUCUGUGACGUGGCUUCAUACCUAAUGAGACUCACGCGUCAAUGCGUAAAAUGUGCUUGUUGACUUUUGGCAUUUGGACAGCUGCCAGAGACUCAUAGGGCUCAGGAGGCGCGAUGUUAGCAGAGAGAAUGCUGUUUACAUUUUACUCUUGGUUUUAUAAAGGCUAAGUACACUUGAAUGUUUACUCUGGAUUGUUUUUAUUGUUGAAUGUAUUAUUUAUUGUUGGUGUCGAUUUUUCAA
Messenger RNA from Cyprinodon variegatus (sheepshead minnow), 1343 nucleotides. It is a transcript of the gene rasd1, whose product is annotated as RAS, dexamethasone-induced 1. The transcript has 2 exons. The record is from RefSeq and is a predicted model, not a curated record. NCBI's taxonomy places the organism in Eukaryota, Metazoa, Chordata, Actinopteri, Cyprinodontiformes, Cyprinodontidae. Bases 57 to 857 code for a protein of 266 amino acids. Gene Ontology annotation, molecular function: GTPase activity; GTP binding.